AUGAUAGAUCACUACAACAUCGGGACCUCAAGUAAGAAGGGCAGCGUGGACGAGGACAUCACACAUGUAGUGUCUCUGCUCAACAGCUGUGAGGAAUACUUCACCACCAGCUCCUGCUCCGGUAGACUCAUCCUCAUCGACGGGGCUUCAGAGAGCAGCGAUGUUCACAAACAGAAUUGUGUUUGGCUGUUUGCGCACCAGAAAUGCAAAUCUGAUGACCUGAUGUGUGGUCUUUCCAGGUCCGGAGGAGAUGCAGUGUUUAGUUUGAGGCCCUUUGUCCUCCAUGGUUCACACUCGGCGGCCAUCAACUCAGGCUUCAGGAACUCUGGUCUCACCGUCAGCAAGACAGGAAAAAUCAUCACGGCCGUCCGCAGCACCCACGGCCUGGAGGUUCCUCUCAGCCACGAAGGAAAGCUCCUGGUUGAUCAUGAGUACAUCCACUUCCUAACUCAGAUAGCCAAUCAGAAGAUGGAGGAGAACCUUAGACGGAUCCACAGGUUCUACCAGAAUCUCCAGUCAGCCCUGCCUCCAGAGAAACUACAAAUCCCAGAUCCUCCCAUCUCACAGGAAGCACAAGACACCAGACUGGAGACAGAAAAGGGGGAAGAAGAAGACGAAGAAAAGGAUGAGAAGAACAAAACAAGUGUGUACAAACGGAGGCGGAAGAGAGAACGACACCAUUGGACUGACUGUUGCCAUGGUGACGGGUCCGGCAUUGUGCCGGAGCUAGGCGACUGUCUGGAUCUAUUCACAUGAAGCAGCGGCUCUGCAGACAUUCUGACAUGCUCCUGUCAUCGCUGACAGGAUAAUAGUGCAGAUUAUUUCGAGUUUUAUUUCUGGGGGUUGGGGCCUGUAUCGGGAUCGCCAUGGUAACCUACCUGCUCUGGAGCAGCUUCAAGUCAACAGACGAGUUUAAUAUGAGUAAACGGGUAUACAGCUCUGUGCACCGCGUUGUGGCUCUCACUCAGUUAUUCUUUCAACAUCCUGAAUGCACGAUCUCAGACACAAGACUAGUCGUAGUCCUGUUAGUUGUGUGCCUUCUGUAAGCUUUAAGUGAAAGCUUGUGAUGCCAUGAAAUAAGAGUGCACUGAUGAUACUGUGUGGAAGCUGUUUAUUAAUGCUAUGUCUCAGUGUUACCACUGGAGGGCAGCAGUGCUUCUUGUAUUAGAACUCCAACUACUAGGUUCUCAGUUUAGGCUAUUUAUUCUGUGUUUAGUCACAUUCACUGGACUGAGUUGACCUUUUGUAUAAAUAUGAUGAAUGAAUGUAAAACAAGAUUUAUACCCUCCUGGUUGAUUUUACAAAGGUCAAGGCCAAAUGAGAUCUGAAAUCUGUCCGUCUCCAGGUUGGUAAUCCAGCCUUGUAAAUUUAAAGAAGUUGAUCGUAGUAACAUAUCCACAGGGAGUUAUCACCAACACUGCAGUUCCUCUCAGCUCCUUUAGUCUCUCUUAGCUAACCAGUUUGGUUUGUCGCUCCACUCACAUCAACCUGGUUUCCAGCAGCAGCAGGCAGCUAUUGUGAAUACGCUCUGAUAAACCCACUGUACUCCGCCUGCUCAGCAGUGACGUACACAGGCUUUUCGGAGGCAGGUGCUCAAACAAAACAAAAAAAGGGCACCCCUCAUAGUUAUUUAUAGAAAAUAAAUUUACAUACAGUAGCCAUAUUUUACCUACUUGCAUAUUUAUUUCAAUACCCAUGCAGUCAUGCAGAUGUUUAUUACUCAACAGUUGAUGGAUGCGAUUUUGGCCCAGCAGAGUGAUACAAAUAAACAUGACAUAAACAUCUUGUUGUUCACUUUCCAGAUAAAUUAUGAAUUGUGAUGUAAAAAUAUCCCAAUAAAAAAAGAAAUAAUAAAAUAAAAA
Molecule: messenger RNA, 1862 nt
Organism: Sebastes umbrosus (honeycomb rockfish)
Lineage: Eukaryota; Metazoa; Chordata; Actinopteri; Perciformes; Sebastidae
Gene: tyw3
Product: tRNA-yW synthesizing protein 3 homolog (S. cerevisiae)
Source: RefSeq, a predicted model, not a curated record